AUGAGUCGCAAACAAACUCCAAGUGACUUUCUGAAGCAAAUUAUCGGCCGUCCUGUUGUGGUGAAGCUCAAUAAUGGUGUCGAUUACCGAGGUAAACGAGAUUCGUUACACUUCCUACAUCAUAAUUUUACCACGUGCUUCUCUAAAAUAACAACGUUCAAAUUGAGAAAAAACAUCAACCUUCUUACGAUAUUUUAUGAUGAAGAGAGUCAAUCCUUUUCACGUCUUUUUGUUACUUACGGCUCACCUUUUUUGCUGUUGCAUUUAAGUUUGGCCCGUUUCAUUUCAUUCCAGCAUGAAUUAAACCCUCCGACCAAUUAAAAACAAACAAAACAAAGACAAAAAAUAAAUUUUAAAAAAUAUUGAAACAAAAAAAUAAGACGAGCUGCAGUUAGCUCUGUCAUUAAGGUCAACUAGUUGUAUGUUCUUGUCAAUUUGAAUAGUUUUCGUAUUUUAGUAUUACACUUGAAACAAAUUUUUCAUCUUUUUGUUAUAAUUAUUUUAUUCCGUGAUUGGAAAACGCCUGAAUAAAUACAGACAGGGGCCUCGUAUUCAUCAUUAACAAUUUCAGAUCUUAAAGAAAUGCCAUGGAAAGUUUGGUUUCAUGUGUGUGAUCAGGAAAGUUUGUGACAUGCUGGAACAUCUUUCAUCUCUGUCAUUUUAUAGUCAUAUACAUUUUAUGGUUACUGGUGAAACUAGUAAACACAUUUUAUCAUGCUGUAAGUAAGUAAAGGGCAUUUUGUGUCCUUUUCAGAAAGUUAUUAUAAACUCACAAAGUGAGACCAAAAAUUAGUUGACAUAUUUUGGUGUUCUUUUAAAGGACUUUUACCUUAGUUUUCUCUGCAACCAUUGAUUGGUUCAUCACACAAUACACUCUCUCCUUAUCUCCCUCUAUAGAGGGAAAGAGUAUGUUGUAUGACAACUCAGUCAUCGUAAUGACUGAGUUGUGAAAACUAGAGGUUGAUCCCAUGCUCAUCAUUUGGAUUGCUGCGUUCCUAACAGACAGACAGCAGGCUGUAAGAACAGGUGCAACACUAUCAGAUUGGAAAUUCCUCAAGGGAGGUGUGCCUCAGGGAGUUAAACUAGGAGUGAUACUUUUCAUAAUAAUGACAAACAAUCUUUUAGCCGAUUGGCCACUGAGAGUCGAGUUUCUGGAUGACACGUCUGCCAUAGAAAUACUACCCAGGAACUCUAUCAGUCUGCUCAAUUCGAUUGUAUAUGACAUUCACAGAUUUUCUAUGGAUCACAACAUGCAACUAAACCCUAUUAAGUGUAAAGAGAUGUUAAUUAACUUUAUGUUUUAUCCUAACUUUACUCUCAGACCAUUAGUUGUUGGUAACAACAGUAUAGAACAUGUAUCAACCAACAAGAGUAUUUAUCAAUAGCACCCUUGGUGGAAUAGUCAUGUGGACUACAUAUAUAAAGAAGCUUGCAAGAAGCUCUACUCCCUACAUAUUCCAUGUCAAGCCAGCAUGGAUCAAGGUAGCUUGUUAAAGGUCGACACAAGCUUUGUUAGAUCUGUUCUGGAGUACACCGUGCCUGUGUGGCAAUCCAUUCCAGGUUAUCUGUCUGACAAAAUUGAAUCCAUACAGAAAAGGGCACUUAAGAUAAUUUUCCCAUGUGCUGAUAGCUACUCAGAUGCCCUUGAGUUAGCAUGGGUGGAGACCCUUGCGUACAGAAGAGAUGAGAUAUGUAAAGAGUAUAUGUGCAAAAUGAAGGACUUAAACCACCCUCUUCAUCCUCUUCUAACAACACGCCUAGAUGAUACCUGUCCCUACACCCUAGGGCACAAAUCAGACCAGCUGUACUUUUACAGAAACUUACUACCUGUAGAACAAAGUGCACCAAAGACUUUUUCACUUUUAAGUAUUUUUAACAAAUGUGAUACAUGUUCUGUUGUGGUGUAUAUAAUUUGUACUUAAUAUAUACAGAAAUGUACAUUGUUGAUCUUAUUAAGUUGUAUUAUAACUUGUUAAUUCAGCAAGUUACUGCAAUAGAGUUUAAUAAACUGUUAUUAUUAUUAUUAUUGCAAGACCAAACAACAGCUGCAAGAGACUAGUUUUACCAUUUAAACACAAAAAUAAGUGAUAUUUCCCUGUCAAUUACAUUAAAAGGAAAAAAAAACAAUUUCAAGGUUCCUUAAUUGAGGUUAAUUCCAUUAUGAGUUUUACAUUUUAUUUUCCCACAACACCUCUAUAUAGUUAGUUAACUAUAGAGUUUGCAAAUGUCAGACACUUUCCUUCAUUAAGGUGACACCAUUCAGGUUCUUACAAACUCCUUGCUAUCAUUACAAAAGUAUGCUCACUUAUGUCUGUUAUUGACAGUUAAGGUGCUAUUCGUUAGCAAAGGAGAUGACAGCUGACCCAUGAAACAUACAAAAAUACAUGUAAAAGGUUACCUAGUGUGUGUUCACCCAUUACCAGCAGUAACCAUUUGCACCUUGUGAAUGCUUUUGUUUAACUUGUGAUGUUGUCUCCCAUUGUGCACUUUUGAUCACUAGGUAUGUUAAAAAGCACACUAUAAAUUAAUAAAUUAUUAUUAUUAUUAUUAUUAUUAUUAUUAUUAUUGUUAUUAUUAUUAUGGCAUACCAUGUCAAUUUAAUUAUUUAAUGUCUUUGGGUAGACACGUAAAUACUAUUGGUUGUGAUUUCUUUCAGGAGUACUUGCCUGCCUUGAUGGUUACAUGAACAUUGCCUUAGAACAAACAGAGGAGUAUGCAAAUGGACAGGUGAGCCAAAUUUCUUGUACCUAUUUCAUAUUAAUCAAUGCUCUCAUGUUUGCACUUCUCUCCUCCUUGUCCACAAAAUUAAGUUUUGCCUUUAGACUCAUUUCCUUCACUUACCUUGAAGCCUUCAAUAUGGCUGGCAUUGUUUUCUUCUUGUGGAAUGAUUUAUGGAUGUUUUUUUAACAGUGUGGAGUUAGGAAAAAAGGGUAAAGGGUAGUGAUUAACCUUUUAACCCCUAAGAGUGACCAGCAUCUAAUUUCUCCUUACAGUAUCACUCUUGAAUCACACAUUUAGGUCAUGAGAAUAAAGGAAAUCAUCAGCAACUAAAGAAGCUCUGGAUUGUUAAACAAAUUCUCCAUGUUGGUACUUUAGGAAAUGUAUAGAGACCUGUAUGGAGAAUAUGCAUACUGAUGUUGGGUUGUAAAGGGUUAAUGAAAUGAAAGUGAACCAUCUCAGUACAAUAGAACUCUCAAAACAUCACAGUCUAUAAUAAGUUUGUAGCCUUAUUGAAGCAUUUUUUCUUCAACUGGAUUUCCCAAAGGGAGGGGGAAGAGUUAAAAAAAGCACAAGUGGAAUUUUUAGGCAUUCAGGAAUUUCUAGAAGUAAGUUGGUAGACAAACAUUGUGGGUAUGGAUAUUUUAUAGAAUCCAUGGCUUAAUUUCAACUAAUAAUUAAUUUAUGCAACACUGCAAUCUAAUUAAUCUCAUUUAUUUUUCAGCUGAAAAACAAAUAUGGUGAUGCUUUUUUGAGAGGAAACAACGGUAUGUAGCUGUUAGGAUCUAAGUCUGUUGAAGGGACACUCCUUGUUCUUGAAAAUAAAAAUCAUAAAAGAAGGAUAAUGAAAUAAACCCUCAUUCCUAUUUUAAAAGGAAAAAAAAGAAAUAGAAAUUAAUAAACCAGCCAUGAUUUUAUGUUAAAUUCCAUUCUCUGUCAUAAAAUUGUAAAUUUUAGCUCAUCACUACUUUGUGUUUUGCUCUUUGUAUCCAUCUGAUUUUAUUUGCGUUCAUCUACUAUCCUUUCAGAAGCCAGGGUUUGCAUGGAAAUUCUUCAUUCAUAGUUCUGCAAGAGUGAACUUCACACCCCCACAAUUUAACCCUUUUAAACUCCUGCAAGUGACUAGGAUCUAAUUUCUCCUUACAAUAUCACCCCUAAAUCAAACAUUUAGGUCAGGAGAAUAUAGAAAAUGAUUACCAACUAAUGAAGCUUUUGAUUGUUAAGCAAACUGUCCUUGAAGGCGCAUUAGUAAAUGCACAGAGAACAGUAUGGAGAAUAUGCAUACUGAUGUUGGAGUGUAAUGGGUUGAGUGAGCUAUGUUACUGAAAGAUGGAUCUGUUCCUUUUCAGUGUUGUACAUCAGCACUCAAAAGACGAGUAGAAGAUGA
Pocillopora meandrina is the source of this 4105-nucleotide messenger RNA. Lineage: Eukaryota; Metazoa; Cnidaria; Anthozoa; Scleractinia; Pocilloporidae. The record is from the annotation of a GenBank genome assembly.